AUGGGCGAUUCAUUUUUUGGUUUUAAUACCAAUUUACCGCCUUUGAGUGAGGACGAAUUCCUUGCUCUAAAGAAACAAGGCAAGAAUAGCAACAACAGAAACGAUCAGAGCCAAAACUAUGAUCACAUCGAUGCUGACGUGUACGAUUUCGCAACUUUGCGUCAAGAACUCGGUGUAAAUGAACAUGACGACUUUCAAGACGAAGAGGAGGAUGGUUUGGGUGAUCAGCUUAUCGAAGAAGGCGACGAUGUGAAUGAUUUGACUUUUGGAGAUGCUCCUGUUGGCAAGGAUUUCGAUUUCUCUGGAAACACACAGCGUUUUUCCAAUGGUAUUUCAGAGGAGGAAGCUUUCUAUGCUAAGCGUAAGGCUUACGAGGAUCAACAAGCUAAUCAAGGUGGAUUCCGUAACCCUUGGGCUGCUACCCCAAGUCGUCAACCUGUUUCAUCUUCUGGUAUUGGCAGAAAUUUUGGGGAGGCUUCACCUAUGGCUCCCUCAAAGAGCAUUUGGGGCAACUUUAGCAGCGGCCUAUCUCCAGCCGACAAUGCGGGUUUUUCAUCCUUGACAGGUAGUCAAAAUGGCUUGUCUCCUUUUGCCAACGCUAGCAGACGUCCUCAACAGCAGCAGCAGCAGCCUCAAUUUGUUGGUGGCAUGUCUCCCACGACCUCGGCUGGAUUCCGGCAACAACAGCUUCAUCAUCAUCAGCAGCAACAACAGCAACGUCGCCCUGUUACUUUGGAAGACAUUGAGGCUGAUAUGCGUCAACAAGCUGCUAAUCGCUACCGCAACGAAUCUCCCAUGAACAAUGGAAAGGGACUGAAUUUGGCAGAACUGGAAGCUACUUUGCAACAACAACAGCAUCAGCACCAGCAACAGCAACAACAUCAGGUGCAACCUCAGGGACAACCUCAAGGAGAGCACGGUAUUCCUCCCUUUGGAUUUGCUCCAUCUGACCCUAUGCAAAUCUUGGCAUUGAAACAACAACAAGAAUUGAAGGAGCAGCAAUUGUCCAUGGCCCGAGAAAUGAAGCGUAGAGAGCAUCAUCGCAAGUCUCAAUACGAUGGUCUUAUGACUGAUCAAGACAAGAUGUAUGUUAAUCGUAUUCAACUGUCUCAAUUGGCCUCUGGAGAUCCUUAUGCGGAUGAUUUCUACUAUCAAGUCUACUCGUCUCUCCGUCAACGUGCUGGUCUGCCUUUGCAGUCAUCUCUCCCUCAAAAUGCUGCCAACAACACUACUGAAAGUGGCCGCAGUGGUCGUCGUCGUGAAGAGAAUACCAUGCAGCGUAUGCACCAGCAAUUGCAACGUAUCGUCAAUGAUGCCAAGCGUCGUCCCAAGCAGACCCAAGUUUCGUUGGAAGGUGCAUUGGGUAAGAUUACUUCUUUGACUGUUCGCAAUCCUCGUCAAGUUUUGCAAGUGCCUAGCAGCAACAAUUCGGAAUCCACUGCUGCUGCUGCUACUUCUUCAACUGCUACUGCUGGAUCUCCUGAAACUGCUAGCAAGCCUGUCUCUGUCAAACCAUCUGCUGCCGUCGACAAGCGUCAUGUGCUCAAGAUCACAGAAGACAUGUACACAAUUGUUUUGGAAUUGGAGCAAAUGCGUCGUCAAGGGCCACCUCAAGCUCGUCAUGAAGAUGAACAGGAUGAGAAGGAUCGUAUUGAAGCUUUCAAUGAAAAGUAUGCAGCCAAGGUAGAGAAGCUUUGGAAGACGUUGCGUCUCACAGAGACUUCUGAAACACCCUUCUUGGUGUCUCUGCUCUCUAUUGCCAAGGGCAAGAAGCUUAUACCUCGCAUCGUACGUCAAUUGAACCAUGAUCAAAACCUGACCUUGUUGACCGUCUUUAUUGGUAACUUCUCUCGUCUUCAAGUAUGUCGCCAUGUCAUCUAUCCUGGUACAGCUGUUGCGAAUGUGGAUGAAGCCAAGAAACAGCAAUUUGUCAAUUUUGAAGAUGUGGAGCUCUUUAUGAACGCGACUGCGCCUCCUCUUUUGGCCUUUAUUGCUGAGGCACCUUUGCGCAUUGUUGAUGGCUUACUUCACUUGUUGUUGGACAAGAAUGACAUUUUGGCCGUUGCUCAAACAAAGCCUGGAUUAGCUUUCUUGACCAUGCUCUUGUCUCGUGCAGAAAUCUUGAAGCAAGGUGGUGGAUCCUUACAAGGAUUAGCUCCUCCUACUCCUGAAGAAAUGAAUCGCUGGCAAGAACUCUAUGGUAACCUCUUUAAUACACUCAAGGGUCGUUACCUCACUAUAUUCCCAUCUUUGUACUAUUUGGUCCCUCACAACCCCAAUACACCCAUGAUGCAAUUAUCACUUGCCGUGGAUGACAUGUACGUAUGGCAGUUUUUGGCUGCUAUGGCUGUAGGCGCAUCCAUGGAUCAACAACACAUUUUGGUCACUGAAGUCAGGGACCGUGUCAUGGACAAUAUUGUACUCGCAAAGAGAAAUAGACUUCCUCUUGAUCAAGCCAGCCAUCGUAUUUCCAAUGUCAACUUGUUUUUGCAUGCUUUAGGUCUCGAUGCAUCCCAAGUGUCUGUUCCUCUGUAA
This is a messenger RNA of Mucor velutinosus, 2535 nucleotides long. Its product is annotated as Acylpyruvase fahd1, mitochondrial. Gene Ontology annotation, cellular component: P-body. The transcript is spliced from 8 exons. Gene Ontology annotation, molecular function: RNA binding. The record is from RefSeq and is a predicted model, not a curated record. Gene Ontology annotation, biological process: deadenylation-dependent decapping of nuclear-transcribed mRNA; P-body assembly. NCBI's taxonomy places the organism in Eukaryota, Fungi, Mucoromycota, Mucoromycetes, Mucorales, Mucoraceae. The coding region runs from base 1 to 2535 and encodes 844 amino acids.